AUGGCUCGGACCGUCCGAGAUGCAGCGUGGGUUCUGGGGGCAAUUGCAGGCAGAGACGGGAGGGAUAACUAUACGCUUGCUUCGCCUCACCCGAUCUCAGAAAAUACACACAGAGUGACCCACGAGAGGAUUAUCCCGGACGUGACACGGUCCAGUCAACUGAAACUUCGAUCCGCAAAGGUUUUGAUCGUCGGAGCGGGCGGCUUGGGAUGUCCGGCUGCGCAGUAUCUCGCCGGAGCCGGGGUGGGCACACUGGGACUCGUGGAUGGGGAUACGGUGGAAUCCUCGAACCUUCAUCGGCAGGUAUUACAUCGGAGCAAGAAUGUUGGGAAGCUCAAGGUGGAUAGUGCGAUUGAGUCUUUGCGCGAUUUGAACCCUCAUCCGACUUACAUAGCGCACCGAGCACAUCUGGCGCCCCAAGAUGCGGCGGAUAUUUUCAAGAACUAUGACCUCAUCCUCGACUGUACGGAUAACCCGGCGACACGUUAUUUGAUCUCGGAUACAGCUGUUUUGCUUGGGAAGCCGUUGGUUUCGGCUUCUGCUCUGCGGACGGAAGGCCAGCUUAUGGUGCUGAAUAACCCUCCUCGAUCGGUAGGAGAUAAGACUGGGGGUCCAUGCUAUCGAUGUGUUUUUCCUCGGCCGCCUCCGGCAAACAGUAUCAUGAGCUGUGCGGAUGGUGGCAUUCUUGGGCCGGUUGUCGGUACAAUGGGUGUACUGCAGGCGUUGGAGGCGAUCAAGGUCAUUACGGCUACAGACGAGGAAGUAAAACCUCCAUCGUUACAUAUCUUUUCGGCUUAUUCUUCCCCGUUGUUCCGAACUAUCAAACUGCGUUCGCGCCGACCGAAUUGUGCGGUGUGCUCUGGUGAGGCUAGUGUGACGCUGGAGACCGUCAAGUCAGGCUCUACCGAUUAUGUUUUCUUCUGUGGAAGUGUCGGUCCAGAGAAGCUGUUGCUCCCGGAAGAGCGCAUCUCGCCGCGGGAAUACCGGACGAAGUAUCCAGUGACAGCUUCCAGCGAGGCUAUCGGAACGGUAACCAAGGAACCCACGAUCAUCGAUGUUCGGGAGAAGGUCCAAUUCGACAUCUGCAGCUUGGAAAACAGUAUCAAUAUCCCCAUUUCGUCCAUUCUAUCGUCGGCGACGAAAACCGCCCAGAACAACGAAGUAGCCAAUGGGUCGAAUCCACUGCCCCCGUGGCUGCCAGCAGAUAUCGCCUCGUCGGACUCCAUCGAUCCGAUCUAUGUUGUGUGUCGACUCGGAAACGACUCCCAGAUCGCAGUCAAACGACUGAAGGAGCUGGGCCUGGACCGUGGAGGCGAAAGAGUCGUGGCGGAUAUUCGGGGCGGAUUGCGCGCCUGGCGCGAACAGGUUGACCCCGAGUGGCCAGAAUAUUAA
Aspergillus oryzae RIB40 is the source of this 1392-nucleotide messenger RNA. RefSeq lists its product as uncharacterized. Lineage: Eukaryota; Fungi; Ascomycota; Eurotiomycetes; Eurotiales; Aspergillaceae. Gene Ontology annotation, cellular component: cytoplasm; cytosol. The transcript is spliced from 4 exons. Gene Ontology annotation, molecular function: URM1 activating enzyme activity; thiosulfate-cyanide sulfurtransferase activity; adenylyltransferase activity. Gene Ontology annotation, biological process: tRNA wobble position uridine thiolation; protein urmylation. The record is from RefSeq and is a predicted model, not a curated record. The coding region runs from base 1 to 1392 and encodes 463 amino acids.